AGCCCCGUAGUACCCAUAUCGUGGAGCUCCCAUACCGUCCCCUGCUACGCUCUUCGUGCCCGCGGAAUACUCGCUACUCACUCCCUUGAGAGAACCACUGCGCUCGCACACCAACUCAAUUGUGCACGGAGCGAACUUAUUACCAAGGCGGCGGUAGAAGAAGCGGAAACAGACUCUAGCAUUUAUUUCCUACUAUUACAAGAACCAUGGACCUCAGCAGAGGGAUAUCCACCAGAAUCAAAUCUCUUCUAUAUUUUUAUGGCCAGCAACACCAAUACAAAAUGUGUAACAUACGUUCGCAAACACUCCAACCUCAAACCAAAACACCACUACACACACGAUAAUUUCAUAGUAUCGAUGACGGUAGAAAUCCAGACCAAGAAAACCCAAAUCCUAAAUAUAUAUUCCCCAGGCCGAAGUGGCCCCUUCGCUCAAAUAGCAAGUACAAUCCAAACCCUUGAUAACUGUCUGGUAAUGGGAGACUUCAACUGCCACCACCAAAUGUGGUAUGGAGUAAAUUCACAUGAAUACAGAAACAACAUUCGAGCAGACCGCGUCAACGGCGCACGGUUAAAACGAUGGAUAACCCGACAGAAACUGUCCCUCCUGAACGAACCAGGCGUCUUUACGCAUUUCCCCAGAGACAGAGGGAAAAGGCCCACAACCAUCGACCUUACAUUUGUAAAAGGCCCAAUACUCGAUCACAACCUACGAUGGAGCACUGAACCCUACGGAGCGCGCUCAGACCAUGGGAGAACCUCCGUUCACUUACACUUGGAGAAACCACCUUUUGUACCAAGACGAAUGUGGCGACAAACAGACUGGAAGCUAUUGGAAAACCACAUGUCAAACAUUUCCAUCCCUGCAGAGGCAUGGGAAACCAAGGAACUUACGGAACAGACUGUCGAUUUCUUUCUAGAACUGGUCAGGUCAACAGUCAGCAUAGUAACACCGCUCUCGAAGGAGGGGGUAAGAGCCAACUCCUGGUGGUCAGAUGAAAUGAAACAAAUGAAGGCAAAGGUAAAUGCAGCAGAAAGGAAGGCGAGAAAUACAAGGAAACCCAAUCAUGUGGAGGAACACAGGAAGGCUUGCAGGGAAUGGACAGUCAUGAUCCGGAAAGCAAAAGCGGACCAGCGGGAAAAGACGAUGAACGAGGCGAAAGGCAGUGAAGUCUGGAGAAUCCUAAGCGCAGGAAGGAGACGAGACACAAUCAUACCAACCAUACAAGGUGAAGAAACGUUUGCUGGGAAGUGUCAAGCUCUAAGAGCCCAACUUUUCCCCUCGAAACGGAAGUCCCCCGACCAUCCCCCCUUGAACAUUAGACCCCCCUCCUUUGACUUUAGCAACACCUUCGACAUAGUCACCCCCGAAGAACUUAACAAAGCAAUCGACUCCUGUCCAGCGCACUCGGCGACCGGCCCGGAUGGCAUCCCUUAUACCUUUAUUAAAGCAAUAGUCAAAGCAAACACAACUCUAAUUCAAGACAUGUUCUCCGCUAUGCUCCGGCAUGGUGUACACCCAGCGGAAUGGAAAAUAGCUAAGUGUAUCCCGAUCCCGAAACCCGGUAAAGCAAAUUAUCAUGAAGCAAAAGCCUACCGACCCAUUUCCCUUCUACAAUGUUUCAGUAAAAUCCUGGAGAAGAUAGUGGCCCAAAGACUCUGCACCGCUGGAGAAAUUCUAGGCACACUCUCAGCAAACCAAUUCGGAGGAAGACCAACCAUCUCGGCAAUCGACACCCUCCUGAGAACCUUGACACCAAUACAACAAAACCUACUACUGGAAAACAGCACCGGAAUUGCCCGGCGAGAUAGACCAGCGAUCCUAACCAACGACAUCCAAGGAGCAUUUAAUUGUAUAGAUCACCUACUCCUCACGGAAAUUAUGCACCAACAAAAAUUCCCCACCUAUCUGACAGAAUGGUGCAAGGAAUUCAACACCGGCAGAAAACUACAGUUCCAAUUCAACCAUGAGCUAGAGGAACCACAGCCCUAUGAUUCUGGAGUGCCGCAAGGUAGCCCCAUGUCUCCGGUACUAUUCAUGAUCUACGCCGGAGUAAUUCUGGACCCAACUAGCAGCCCAAAAGAGAUGGAUACAACUUACAUUGAUGACGAUGCGCUGGUGCAAAUAUCCAAAACACCAGGUUUUACAAUCAAGAGAAUGGAGGAACGAAUGAGAGAAAGACUAAUUAAAGCCGAGCCACUCCAAAUUAAAUACGACCCAGAUAAAUCCGAUCUGAUCUUGUUCCGGCCCACCACAUCAUCCACACAACAAUCACGACUUCCAGUCAAAGUUAACAAUAUCGAUAUAUACCCCAAGGAGAGGCUGAAAUACGUAGGAGUCUGUAUAGAUCCGACCCUCUCCUUCCGGCCCCAUAUGGAAGCAGCGAUCGCAAAAGGCCAGAAAGCCCUCCACCAAAUCCGAAACACUGCCCGCCUGCCAGGUAUAACAGUCAAGACAGUUCAUCACCUAAUAACACAAGGCUUCCUUCUAAGCCUGCUCUACGGAUCUGAGGCUUGGUGGACUGGCGCAGACCACAUCAUUAGAUCGCUCGAACCACUAUACAACGAAGCGGCCCGGAUCAUCACGGGCCUACCUCGAUGGACCAAGAGAGCUAAACUCCUCCGAGAGGCAGGACUACACCCCCUAGAACACCUCCUAACGUAUCGCUCAAGAAAGUACGGAACCAGAAUACUCUGCUCCGAGGCAACCCACCCCAACAAUGAAUCCCUGAUCGAGCUCCUCCCAUACAGAGAAGCAAAUAUCAAAGGAACAGGCCUACACCGAAUCGCUUCCCUACUACUCCCAUACCAGACCCCCGGAAAUGCGAGAGACAAGUGGAAUCAAAACAAACUACUACGCGACCACCUGUUGGAAGAAUGGAAUACACAACCAAUACUGGACUACCAUCACCGGGGGGAAUUCCGCCCCCCUUCCAAGAUUGCGAAACUCACCCUAACGGAAGCGAAAAAAGUUUUUCGAAUCCGGUGCCAAACUACCCGAAUCGAUAAACACGCGGUAUAUACAGACCCCGAACCAUGCCAGUGUGGUAUGGAAAAUUCAGCGAAACACAUACUUAUGGAAUGCCCAGCGUGGGCUCGAACCCGCGCCCCUCUGAUGGAAAAGAUCCCCGGAGCGAUGACCUGGGAAAACUGGAUGUUUACAAACUUGAAAACGGACCUCAUCUUACAAUUUGCGAAAGAUUCUCAACUCUCGAAGUGGUACAAGUCGGCGGAAGCGGAGGAGGACCUAGAAGAGGGGAUGGAAGAAAAUGAUUAG
Molecule: messenger RNA, 3276 nt
Organism: Morchella sextelata
Lineage: Eukaryota; Fungi; Ascomycota; Pezizomycetes; Pezizales; Morchellaceae
Exons: 1
Molecular function (GO): catalytic activity
Source: RefSeq, a predicted model, not a curated record